UUAACGAUUAACGGUCGACGGACCAAGCCAAGCACCGAAAAGCCAUGGAAGAAAGAAACUACCGCGUAAGCAGGAAAUUCAAAAACCGACCAAUCGGAUGCUCGGACGCAGCGUCAUCAGUGUAAACACAAUAUUGUUUAAAAGGUUCGCCACCACUUACGGUGUUUUGAUGAUAAACAGUUGAAAUUCCCUCGUUUUCGUUUAGCGCGUUUUUAUAAUUUACUGACUCCAACGAUCCCGCUCGAAUCAAAAACUUAAGAUUGUUGAUUGCAUUCAAACCGUACAAAUAACAGGUGACAAUGUUGACUAGAAGGUCGCGAAGAGAAGCUGUUGAUUCUCCGUCAGAUUCAACUACAGGUAGUAGAGUUGUUUCUCCAAAGUCGAAGACUAAAAAAGACAGUAAAAGCAAGUCUCCAUCAAAAUACAAAAAGGUUACUCCUACACGCAGUAAAAGUAAAUCUGUCGAAAGAAAAAUUCGGCCACGAUCAAGAUCUGCAGCUAAGAAGGUUCCAAAAUUGGUGUUGGAAAAAAUUGACAUUAGCGAACAAAAAGCUUCAUCCAGGCCUAAAAGAAACAAGUCGGUCGAGUCGCCAACGUUUAAGAAGAGUCCUACUCCCUCAAAAACUCAUAAUAAUUCGAGACAAAGCGAAAGCCCAUUCAAAUCUAAUGAUAUCACGACAUCUGGUUUACGUUCAAGACUGAUUCUUGAUAAAACCAUACCUCAACAACAGCCAUCAAAUAUUGCUCAAAAAUCAAAAACUACUCAAAGUACUACAGGCAAACUUGUGCUACAAACUGUGUUGGCUCUUCUCUUUAUAGCAAUCGUAGGAUUAGCGAAAAUAGCUGUUGAAACUAAAGGAAAUUUAAUUCCUUUUCCUCGAGGGUACUUAAAAUUAGCAAACUAUUACAAUGAACAAGUAUUUAUAGCGUCUACGGCUAUUGUGCUCGUUCAUUUUGUAAUUGCUUCUGUGCCGUUGUUUUGGAAAACUAACAGUCUCGGUGAAUCUGAACCAAGAUCAUAUAGAUUCUCAGGUUUCAUCAACUUGCUCCUUGUAGCUGGAAUUGUCGUAGCAAUGGUUUAUACGAAGUGUCCCAUAAUCAGCGUUUUAAAAACAAUUACAAUAAGAACCGUGCCUAAUGUUGUUGUAUCAACAUUUUGUGCUUUGUUUUUAUCGAUCGUGUUGACUGUGAAAUCCAAGUUCAUAAAUCGAGCUGUAGAUUACAAAGGUUUUUAUUAUACACUAUUAAAUGGUACAAACAACAACAAUACUUUAGGACCAAUCAAUGUGAAAUUGACGCUUUACAGAUAUUCUGCCUUAAUGACUAUUUUAUACAAUGGCUUUGUUCUUUUGAACUCUGGUCAAAAUUCUGAAAAUCUAUAUCUUUUGGCCGGAGCUCAAAUAUUUAUCUCGGUUGACAAGUUGCUGUUCGAGUACCAUUUGUUGUCGUCGUACUAUUUGCAAAGAGAAAAUGUAGGAUUUUUGACAGUCUUGCAAUACUUUUUACUACCAGCUAUCAAUUUCUUGCCGAUACAAAUUGUACUGGCAAAUCCUACUCCUGUUAAUUACAUCGUUCUUGGAUUUACUGCUGUUGGUUUUUUGGUUGGAUAUUUAAUUCAACGUGACAGUGAUCGCAUCAAGUACAAGUACAAAAGUAACACUGAACUCGCAAGAAAUCCUUCUGAACGAAACAAUGUUUUGUUUGUAAACGGAAGAAAAAUAAUUGUUGGUAGAUGUCGAUCUUUUGUACGGUUUCCAAACUAUUUGGGUACUAUAUUGGCUCAUUUGUCCCUCACUCUCGGUCUUAUUUCGAUGGAUCUGACAUUGAAUAGAUUGCAAGUGGUUUGGCCCGUGUUCUUGUAUUCAACGUACUACAUUUUGACACUAGGAUACAGAAGUAAACGAGUUGUGGACUAUUGUAAAUCUCAAUAUGGAUACUUGUGGGAAAAUGAGUAUGCUACAAAAUCUAAUUUAGUUCCAAAAAUAUUUUAAUUAAUAAUUUUUUAUUCCAUUGACAUAUACAAAUAUUGGUAAUUUAUGACAUUUAUUGAUAUUGCUCUGCCAUUUGUAUACUUAAGAUAGGUCAAAUAUUUAUUUACAUUAAUUUCGAACAAUUUCAAAAAAAUGAUUGUCAUUUUAUAUUUUCUUUCUUUUUUUCUAUUGUUUUGACUUUUUAAGAAUUAAGUCAUACCAUUUGUCCCUUAUUUUAAUUUAAUUUAAUAUUUUUUUUUUAUUAUUUACAAUGAUUGUUUACCACCUUAGGUUAAUGUCUUGUAUAAUUUAGGUACAUGUAAAUACAGAUCUCCUUCUACUUAGUUAUACUAAUGUAAUUGUAUUGUUCUAUGUAAAUUUUAAUUUGCAUAUAAAUUACAAAAUUAUUUUUGCAAGCCAUAUAUGUAUAAUUCAGCUUAG
Molecule: messenger RNA, 2411 nt
Organism: Adelges cooleyi (spruce gall adelgid)
Lineage: Eukaryota; Metazoa; Arthropoda; Insecta; Hemiptera; Adelgidae
Product: delta(14)-sterol reductase LBR-like
Exons: 9
Coding region: 300-1991 (563 amino acids)
Biological process (GO): sterol biosynthetic process
Cellular component (GO): nuclear inner membrane; endoplasmic reticulum membrane
Molecular function (GO): oxidoreductase activity, acting on the CH-CH group of donors
Source: RefSeq, a predicted model, not a curated record